UCAUCAAACCACACUUUUCUAAAUUCAACUUUCUAUCACCCACUUACCUUCAUUAAGCAUGCAUCGGAAUUCAUCAACCUUGUUUCGUUUUGAUAUCGGGUAACAGUCCGCAUCCCGGCUGUUGUGAGUAAGGAAGGUUCAUCUCCACGACCCGAUAUUGAUUAUUCAUUAUGGCGUCAAAGUUGAAGAAGUUACGGGCCGCCGCGGGCGUCAAUGAGACUGGUGAGGCGGAGCAAUUGCUUCCCGGUCUGGCCAAGCGCCCCGGCGUCGGGAACUACAAAACCGCAGGAGGGGGCCACAAUUCCAAGAUCAUGAAAGUCAUGGCGGACAUCGAAAAGGAUCUCAUAGAGUACUUCUAUCUGUUGUUCCACACCUUUUUUCUCCCGCACCCGUGUCCUGAUUGGCUACAAAGAUUCUUGCUCUCAGGCCAACGAGAAUGAUCAAUGUGGGUUCGCCUUAGAUAGGACUAUAGAAAGACAGAGAACAACAGAGGAAUCGCUGCGGCAUUGCUUGACAGACAUUAUUCCUCCCUAAAUGCAGCCCGUAUUAGAAAUGUCGUGUGAUCAUAGAUUCAUUCGCAUACGUCCACUGCAUCAAAAGUAAAGACAUUUUCUCCUAAAACUCUACUACAGGUACCUGGAAGACUUGGAUACCAUUGCGGCGAACAUUGACACGCUGGCGCACGACGUGCGCAGGGUGGCCACGACGAAGGAGGAAGGGCAGAAGGUGAAGGAGAUGCAGAUGCAAUUGGACCAGUCGAAGCAGUACAAUGCGAAGGUGAAAUCCUGCCUGGAGGAUCUGGAAAACCUCGCGCACGGCAAAAAGUCCCACACGCUGAGCUCCGCCGAGAAGGACUACUGUAACACCAUCCUGGAGACCAUGUCGAAGAAGUUCAAGGACUGCGUGAAAAAGUCCCUCGCCGCGCAGAGCAAUUUCGAGACGGCGACCCGGAGCCGGCUGCAGAAGGGGCUGCAGAUGAUGUUCCCCGACGCGAGCAAAGAGGAGGUGUCCGAGCUCAUUUCUGGCGACCCGAAGCAGAUCCAGGGCCUGUUGCAGAAGCAGUACACCAAGGCGGGGAGCCAGGGCGACCGCCAGCUCCACGAUCAGUUGUCCACCAUGCAGGACAACCACGACGCAAUGUUGGAGUUGGAACAGUCCGUGCUGGAGUUAAACGAGCUGUUCUUCUACCUCUCCGCACUCGUAGAGAAGCAGGCCCGGACGUUGGAAAGCAUCGAAGCGUAAUUUUUUACUAUCAUAUGCUCGGAUUUGGUUUUCGUGUUUCUCUCUUUGAUGAGCAUUUUUUGGGGGUAGUGCUCUUGCUGCAUAUAACGACUCGUCCUAUUGAGAAGCUUUGCUUUUUUGCUAGCGAGUUUUGUUGCGCUUCAAUGCAGCUGCUAUCUUGUCCAAAAUAGAAAUUGAUUUUUGUUUCAUGUACCACGAUGAUUACCACCUGUAUGAACAGAGAACAACAAAUGGAUAAAUAAAUCGGAGCAACAAAAAUAUAACAGGCACGUGGACAAAACGGACGAAUACAUUGGGGAGGGGGUCGAGUCCCUGGAGCGCGCGGAAACCUUGCAGCGCAGCUACGAGUCGAAGCGGCAAUGUUUGAAAGCGGUGCUCUGUUGGGGCGGUAUCGUCGGGAUCAUCGUGCUCUGCGUCAUCUUGUUCUUCUGUGUUAUCAAGCCGGCCUGCCUAGAAGGGGGUGGCGGGAGUUUCCUGCAGUUGGGGGGUGGCGGGAGUUUCCUGCAACGGUCGGAUAGUAACCAGGGGAGUCUGCUUUUUUCCAAUCCGAAGAAACUCCGUUUUCCCCAGCCUCGACAGUGAGCGCGGGAGAUGCCGCGCAGGUGCAUUUUUGGGGAAAUGGUACUGCGAAUUCUACAUCUUGCUCUUCGAUUGAUCGCCAUUGAAGCUUGUUUGAUACGUUUUCCAUCAUGCGUUAUUUUUCCCGUGUACAAUUUUUACUUUUUUUGAUCAUAACAUUUUACACUUCAUCAUACAUACGUUUUAC
This is a messenger RNA of Amoebophrya sp. A120, 2008 nucleotides long. The record is from the annotation of a GenBank genome assembly. NCBI's taxonomy places the organism in Eukaryota, Dinophyceae, Syndiniales, Amoebophryaceae.